Chenopodium quinoa (quinoa) is the source of this 432-nucleotide messenger RNA. RefSeq lists its product as uncharacterized. Gene Ontology annotation, biological process: DNA integration. Lineage: Eukaryota; Viridiplantae; Streptophyta; Magnoliopsida; Caryophyllales; Amaranthaceae. Gene Ontology annotation, molecular function: nucleic acid binding. The coding region runs from base 1 to 432 and encodes 143 amino acids. The record is from RefSeq and is a predicted model, not a curated record. The transcript has a single exon.
AUGUUGAGGAAACAUGGAGUGCAUCAACGGUUCGGCCUCCUAUAUCAUCCUCAAUCGAGUGGCCAAGUCGAGGUCUCCAAUCGUCAAAUAAAGCUCAUUCUUGAGAAGACGGUUGCAAGGAAUAGAAAGGAUUGGUCAGACAAGUUAGAUGAUGCUCUUUGGGCUUAUAGGACAACUUUCAAGACACCUAUUGGUACCACUCCAUAUUGCCUUGUCUAUGGCAAGUCUUGCCAUCUCUCGGUGGAGCUUGAACACCGUGCUUUAUGGGCAAUAAAAAAGAUAAACUUUGAUUUAGAAAGUGCGGGGGAAAAAAGGUGGUUGGAUUUUCAUGAGCUAGAGGAGCUUAGACUUGAUGCUUAUGACUAUGCUAGCACCUACAAAGCUCGUUCCAAAGAAGCUCAUGAUAAGCUUAUUGAGAAGAAGGAGUUUUAG